GUUGCAAGCAGGUUGAAGUCCGCCAACCGAGCAGCUACGUUCUGGUGUUAAACAACAUUUGAGUAGACUAUAUUCCCAAGCAGACGAUCAUGUUGCGUUUGUUCCUGGCGGCGUUGGUUUUUCUGCCGUCUCCCCACGGGACGCUCGGCACCAGAGACGAGCGCCCCAGCUGCCGGCCGCUGACCGCCUCCUUCUGCCGGAACGUGGGCUACGGCACCAGCCGGCACCCGGCCGGCGUCCCGGGCUUCAACGUGCAGCAGCUGAGUCAGAUCGUGGAGACGUCCUGCUCUCCGAAUGCCGCCGCGCUCUUGUGCCGUGUGGCCUUCCCAGAAUGCUCGGAGGACGACGCCCGCGUGAAGCCGUGCGGGGCCAUGUGCCGCGAGGUGAAGAGCGAGUGCGACGCCGCCAUCAAAGCCAAGCGCCUACUCUGGCCCAGCAAGCUGCAGUGUGACACCUUGCCUGAAUCCAACUGUGUGCAGGCUCAACAACAGCAACCGCUCUCCCCCUCCUCUCCUGCUGCUGAUCAAGUAUGUCAGACUAUUACGGUUCCUCUAUGCAAAGACCUCCCGUACAGCCAGACCAUCAUGCCCAACACUUUAGGCCACGUCUCGCAGGACGAGGCGGGCCUCGAAGUGCACCAGUUCUACCCGCUGGUCAAGGUCCAGUGUUCGACUCAGCUCAAGCCAUUCCUGUGCUCCGUCUACGUACCUAAUUGCAGGGCGGGAACGAUUGGGCGUCCGUGCAGAACUCAGUGCGAGCAGGCCCGCGCCGGAUGCGAGUCUCUGAUGACCAAGAUUGGCUUCAACUGGCCGGAAAGUCUAAAUUGUGACACAUUUUCCACAUAUUCCUGUGAGCAGGAUACUGACAGCAAUUCUGACACAACGGCAUCAGGAACUUGCGAAAGUAUUACAGAGCGUCUCUGCAAAGAUCUCCCGUACACCCAGACCGUCAUGCCCAACGUCCUGGGACACAAGACCCAGGAGGAGGUCGGCAUGCAAGCCAACACUUACUACACGCUGGUCAACACGGCGUGCUCGCCCCACCUCAAGACCUUCCUGUGCUCCGUCCUCACCCCCGAAUGCAAGGCGGGUAAAGCCAGGCGGCCUUGCAGGAGCUUGUGCGAGCUGGUCCGCUCCAGUUGCGAGCCGCUGCUCAGAGAGUUUGGUUUCGCUUGGCCCGAGUCGCUCAAGUGCGACGCUUUCACCACCGCUUCGUGCCAGCACUUUGGCAUGGGUGAAGGCGGCGCCAUAUGUGAGACCCUCACCAUCCCCAUGUGCCAAGGCCUGUCCUACAACCAGACUCUGAUGCCCAACGUAAUGGGCCACGCCAGCCAGCGCGACGCCGCCAUCAAGAUGUCUUUCUUCCACUCCAUCGCGCAGACCGCCUGCUCCGCCGACAUCCGGCCCUUCCUGUGCGCCGCCUAUGCCCCGCGGUGCUCAUACGGCCAGGUGCGCCGCCCCUGCCGGAGCUUUUGCCAGAAGGCCCGCAGCAGCUGCGAGGCGCUCUUGGGGCGCUACGGUGUUUCCUGGCCCCAAGAGCUCCACUGCGACGCGUUCCCGCACAACGCCUGUGUCACCGAUGACAACAGAUCAGAGAUGAUGAAUGCUGAAGACGUGGCAGCCAGGCUGCAGGCCGGAGGCCACUCGGUUGGCGGAAAACCGCUGACUGUCAGGACUGCACGCUUGCUGCUGACACUUGCAGAUGCAGACAAAUCUGGAGAGCUGGACAUGGUGGAGUUCUUCAGACUGGACCACUAUGUGGCGGCCGCCAGGCGAGAAUACGUGGACAGCUACGAGAGGAAGCAUCCGCCUUCUUUCACUCAAGCACACAUGGAGGAGGCCCUGACUGUGCGGGGUUUUGAGCUGGAUAAGGACAGCUUAAAGACGCUGUGGUUGGAGUACAGCAGGCAAGGGAAGCUCGAGUACGAUGACUUCAUCGCUCUGCUGACCCGAAUGCACAUCCUUAAAGAUCGAUUCCAAGCUCACCUCCUGAGUUUGCCAUGUGACUGCCAAGUGGCCACCUUCUCUUUUAAGCAGGUACGUUUUGUGUUGCAAGACACUUUAUUAGGUACACAAGUCAAUGUGACCCAAUACUGUUUUUACUCCAAUAUUUGCUUCCCACAUUAGAUUCCAAAGUUAGCCUCCAUUAUUGGGUUCAAGGUCACCUUUAUUAUUAGCUUCUAAUGUUAGAUUCCGAAGUUAGCAUCAAUGCCAUGUUCCCAUGUUGCCUCCAAAGUUAUUUUCCAAUGUUCGGUUUCACUUUACCAAUGUCAGCUUUACCAUUACUUUUAACAAUUGCUUCAAAUAUUAGCUUUCAACAUUGCCUCCAUUGUUAGCUUCUGACAUUAGAUCGCUUUCAUAGCUUCCAUGACUACUUUCGUUACCUCUAACUAAAGUGACCAACGUUAGCUUCCAAGCCUACCUAAAACGUUAGCACUAAGAAGACUAACUUUAGCACCAACGUUAACUUACUAGUACCACCCUACUUUCUGUAGUCUUUACGAUUACCAACCCUAAAAACAUUUAUUGCUGGUUUAUCCCUGCUCAUUCAAGAGUUUUUGGGGUUUAUUCCCCCCCCCCCCCCCCCCCUUAAUGUUGCAGCUUUAUGUUGCAGAGUUUGAGUCCAAUUUUACUACAGCACACAACAUGGAUUACAGAUUGUGUACCUGCUCUAUUUUAGCCUAAUUUAAACGAGCUAUUAUGUGUCAAUCAAAGCAAAACGAUGAAUCCCCUUUUCAUGCACCACUUACUUCGAACGUUCCUUACCGUUUUUGGUAUUUUUAUAUAUCGCUAUAUCUUUUCUCCUUCCAGUUCAUGACGUCUGCUGUCGUCUGAGAACCAACUUUAACCAACAAGUUUAGUAGCACCUUUUCUUCUAUUUGGACAUCUUAUUUUAAAAAGGUAACAGAGGGUAUACAUAGAUAAUAGACAUCAUGUGUAAAUACAUUGAUAGCGCACAGCAUAUACGGGCGUUGAUGUUAAUGGAGAGUGAAAAAUAGUGGUAAUUUACACAUAUAUUCAGUGCACAGCACAACCUCUAAAGUCAAAUCUGUUUUGUUCCAUGUCAAAACUUUAACCGUACAGCCAAAGUUUUAAGUCUCAUAUAAAUUUACAAAACAAAAGUUUUUUUUUAGGCAGCACGGUGAAUGACGAGUUAGCACAUUUGCCUCACAGUUCUGAGGACCCGGGUUCAAAUCCGGCCCCGCCAGCAUGCCGAGACCCCUAGUGAGGAUAAGCGGCAUUGGGAAACGAAUGAAUGAAUGAUGUACUGACACAAGGAGGGAGUCUGUGGUAAACGUUAAGACUGGUUUAAAAAUGUGUAUUGUUUGCUUAUAGCCACUCCUGCUGAUGUUUAUAGUUCUUGCUUGGAAUGUAAUGAAGUCGUCACUACACAGGGGGAGUAAACAAAUGGCGGUAGACCGCGUUUGGUUUUUUUCGGGCGAGAAGUUUCUGCAAUAUGUUCGCACCUGCUUGGUCAAAUUAAUUUGUCUCCACAUGCAUCGAUAGUGAACUGUAGAGCGGCCUGGACGAGGACUUUUGACAAGUGAUAUUUUUGUUGUUGGUGGAAUUAGAAAGCAUUGUUGCACUUUGAAGGUUCUGUUGCAUAAACAAAAAAUACAUUUGAAUAAAGAGGAGUCUCCGCAUACAAAAAUAAGGUGUCCCUCCCUCGCAUCCUUCCUCACAUGCUCAUGGUCACCUGGAUGAACUGGAUGGAGAGAAAGGUUGUUGUCAUUGUUGAACAAAUGUCUUAUGGGCUGGAUUUGAACUGCGAGUCCGAGGGCCCAAAUUUCGAUUUGAUUUGUUUGGCAGUAUAACAGUCAAUGUUGUAUCGACGACUAAUGUAGCAUAUUACAUUAUAAUUCAUGGUCUGUACCCCAUUGAACCAUAUUUACCUUAUAAUGAAUGUUUUAUACACCUAAUGUAACUUAUUGUUCUAACCACCUCUGAUGGACUACAUUUACAUCAUAUUUAAUGAUGACUUUGUUUUGGCUGUGCGUUAGAUUUGCAGCAGGUGUUUUUUUAUGCAACGCUUGAAGCACGCAGUAUAAAUCCAGCCCAAGUUUAAACUGAAAAAUGCCGCACUUACAUCAUCAUACUGGAAGGCGGCGGUGCCAUUUUGAGAUGUGUCACGGCGUCGGAAAUGAUCUGAAAGCACACACAUGGGCAGCGUUAAUAAGGCCUAUUCUGUAUCCAUGUGGGCCACACGAAAGAAUCGGAAGUCCAAUCCACGAUUGUAUGCAUCCUCACCAGUCAAGCCGCGCAGUCGAACGCAACAGCUCACAAAUUCGUCAAAGGGGAUUCUUCCAUUGACACUGUAGCGCUUCAUUAUCAUGUUCAUUGCGUUAGGGCUCAGAUUGAAACCUGCAAACACACACAUUGGAAAUAGUAACAGCAAGGGACCACAGUGAAUGAUAUUACAUAGAAGCUUGAGACUAUUUGAGUCCUGGGAUGCACAUGUCAUGGAAACAACGAAUCCCAGUCCUGCAGCAAUGAGGACAAUCCAAUGUAUCACAAAAUAUAGAUACAGUAAUCCUCCGGUACGUUGCGGUUCUUGCUUCUCGGUUCCGCUUUAUUGCAGAUUUUUAUUACCGUUGUUACUCUGUAAUCUUUAGUCUUUUAUAAAGUUUGUCCAAUAUUUUUGUGUUAUCCAUUGCUCUUGCUCUCUCUCAAUAUAUUCUGUUUAGGCCUGCCACGAUAGCCAAUUUUUUUUAGAACAAUAUAAUUUCACAGAAACUUUCAAGAUAAACGAUAGUAUUAAUGUUUGUUUUUUUUUUUUUUAUGUCACUGGUAUAAUGAUAGAGCAUACGUUACAAAUUCUGCCCUGGUAAUCAAACACGACCACAACUGUGUGAUGGUCUCUUAUUUACUAAAUUAAAGUAGGGCUGCAUUUCACAAUAAGAGCAAGUAAAUAAAAAGAGAAAGUUAUAGGUGUUCAAAUAAAGUUUGAGUUUCCCCCUUUUCUGUUUGGCAUCUUGACACAGCAGUUAAGUCUCAAACAAUCUCACACUUUGAAUUUAACAAAUCUUAACUGAACCGUUUUAGAGGUUAUGUUUGUUCAAAACCUUUUUUUUUUUUUUUUUUGGUUCAUAAUGAUGUUUCACAUAUUAAUUGCACUUUUGUGCAUCAGAGGACGCACAUUCGCAAAGCUUUUGGCGCCCCUCAUCAUUUUUGUGCGUCUAGGACGUGGAACGCACAUCAAACAAGAUCUCUGUAUUAGAUACUGCACAACACUAUGACCGUUUAGUAAAUCCAGUGAGAUCAUUUCCAGUAUCACAGGUGAGUAGUUUUACUUUUGUUUUAUUUUAUUGCAUUUUUACACCUUUUGCUUACCCGAUUUAGCUACAUGAGAA
This is a messenger RNA of Phyllopteryx taeniolatus (common seadragon), 5350 nucleotides long. RefSeq lists its product as uncharacterized. Gene Ontology annotation, biological process: non-canonical Wnt signaling pathway; canonical Wnt signaling pathway. The record is from RefSeq and is a predicted model, not a curated record. Gene Ontology annotation, cellular component: plasma membrane. The transcript has 10 exons. Gene Ontology annotation, molecular function: Wnt-protein binding; Wnt receptor activity. The coding region runs from base 90 to 2126 and encodes 678 amino acids. NCBI's taxonomy places the organism in Eukaryota, Metazoa, Chordata, Actinopteri, Syngnathiformes, Syngnathidae.